This is a messenger RNA of Aspergillus tanneri, 735 nucleotides long. RefSeq lists its product as uncharacterized. The record is from RefSeq and is a predicted model, not a curated record. The transcript has 2 exons. NCBI's taxonomy places the organism in Eukaryota, Fungi, Ascomycota, Eurotiomycetes, Eurotiales, Aspergillaceae. The coding region runs from base 1 to 735 and encodes 244 amino acids.
AUGUCAGCCGGGUCAGGCGAUCCCGAACAGGACAACAGUCCGUUCCAGUCCGUAUAUUACUUGGGAACUCCCUCACGCGUGAAAGAGAAAGACCUGGCCGGGUGCGCGGUCGUCUUCCACGACCCUCCCGCAAAGAAAUUCCCCGCCCCAAAGUUACCAGGCAAUACCAACCUCACCGACACGCGCGUGGCUCACGGCACUUGCCCAGCUGUUAUUGAGCAAAAGUGCAUCGACAACCUCACGAAGCGCGCAACCAUGGCCAUCGACAACGCACAGGGACAGGAUAUCUGCGCAGACCUCCGGAGCCAAUUAAAACGCGACACUAUUGAUGGAUGCGCGGAUUUAGCGGGCACAGGUCACGGUCUGGGAAAUUUCACGGUCACCUCGCUGGGUGACCUCUCCCCCGUCAGGAAUUCGUCAGAUUGCUGGCCAAUCCAGCCCAAGUCGGAUAACCUGGCCGAGAUCACGCAGAAUACGGUACUGCGGAAUGCUUCUGCCGAGGCUGUAUACGAUGAGGCGUAUAAAAUCACCGCCGUGCUGACCGUUUUCGCCGGUAAGGGAAAUAGCAGCCUGGUGAAGCAGACGUCGUCCCAGAUGACGUGUCUAAAGUUAGUGACGAACGAGAAUCCAGGUGGUGAUAAGGGCGCCGACAAGAAUUCGGCUACACCAAUCUACAAUGGUCUGCUUACUACGGUCGUGGCUACGGUUUUUGCUGCAAUGUUGACAAGCAUGUAG